Molecule: messenger RNA, 1026 nt
Organism: Purpureocillium lilacinum
Lineage: Eukaryota; Fungi; Ascomycota; Sordariomycetes; Hypocreales; Ophiocordycipitaceae
Source: RefSeq, a predicted model, not a curated record
AUGUCUCCGUCCACAGCAUACUCGUCGACGCCGCCCAAAAUCACGCCCGCCUCUCGCGAGGGUGACGCCAACUACAAGGCGCCCAUCUUCCCCAUCGGCCCCUUCACAAAGUAUGAGCAGAACCCGCUCCUGGUGCCCAACCCCAAGAACGAGUUUGAGUCGGGGUACAUCUACAAUGCGGCCGCCAUCGUCCUGGACGACACCAUCUUCCUCCUCUACCGCGCGCAGAACCCCCAGCUGAAGUCCAGCGUCGGCCUGGCCUGGUCCACCGAUGGCUUCAACUUCACCCGUCUCGACCGGCCUGUGCUGGAAGCCAGCGAGCCUUGGGAGGCCGGUGGUGGCGUGGAAGACCCGCGCAUCGCGCGCUUCGACGGCGUCUUUUACAUGACCUACACCUCCUGGGACUUCAAGACACCGCGUCUGUGCCUCGCCACGUCGACGGAUUUGGUGCAUUGGGAGAAGCGCCCACCUCUGUUCCCGAACAUGAAGGACGUCGAGUUCAAUAGCGAGGGGCGCACCCUGUAUCGCGAAGGACAUUCCAAGUCGGGUGCCAUCUUUCCUGAGAAGAACGCCGAGGGCCGCUAUGUCAUGAUCUUUGGCGACUCGCAUCUGUACCUCGCCGAGAGCGACGACCUGCUCAACUGGACUGCCAAGCCGUUCAGUGAGCACUUCGCAGCGCCCACCCUUGCAUGGGAAAGCCGUCUGCUUGAGCCCGGCCCAGCUCCCGUCAAGACUCGCGACGGAAAGUGGAUUCUUGUGUACAACGCCGCGACGCUCGGGACGGCUCGCUACCGCAACAACCAGUAUUCCAUCAGCCAGAUGCUCAUCGACUACCAGCAUCUUGAGAACGGCCCGGUCGCUCGACUGGAUCAGCCGUCAGUGGUGGUUUCGGCUCAGAACGAGCGCGAGGGCCUGGUGAACGAGGUUGUCUUCACCGAGGGCAUGGUGCAGUUCAAGGGGCAGUGGUUCCUCUACUUUGGACAGGCGGAUAGCGAAUUGGGGGUAGCAACGGCGCCUGUAAACUAG